Messenger RNA from Centruroides sculpturatus (bark scorpion), 2126 nucleotides. Its product is annotated as proline dehydrogenase 1, mitochondrial-like. Gene Ontology annotation, molecular function: proline dehydrogenase activity; FAD binding. The transcript has 12 exons. Gene Ontology annotation, cellular component: mitochondrion. Bases 43 to 1779 code for a protein of 578 amino acids. The record is from RefSeq and is a predicted model, not a curated record. Lineage: Eukaryota; Metazoa; Arthropoda; Arachnida; Scorpiones; Buthidae.
UAUUUCUUCUUAGCCUCUCGCCGUUCGGAAGUCUUUUUAAGUAUGGCCAUGUUAUGUGGCGUAUCGGCAACUUCUAGAUACGCAAAAUUUGCUUUAAAAUGCGGUUAUAGAUAUAAUUACACGAUUCUAAGAUGUAAAUCAAGUUCGGCGACCGUUGUAACAUCAGAAACUACAGUUGUUUCUUCGCAGACGGAAAGAAUCAGGCAACCAGAUCCACUGGACCUGACAUUUGAAGACACCAAGUCGGCCUACAAGAGUAAAACAACAUGGGAGUUAUUCAGAGCAUUUUUGGUUUUAAAGUUAACUAAAUAUGAUUAUUUAGUGGAAAAUCAUCAAAAGUUGUUAAAAUUGGGAAGAAAAAUCUUGGGACCAAAACUCUUCAGACUUCUUAUGAAACACACAUUUUAUGGUCAUUUUGUGGCAGGAGAAGAUUCUCAAAAAAUCAGACCAAUUAUUGAACGACUUCAUUCGUUUGGUGUCAAAUCAAUAUUAGAUUAUAGUGCUGAAGAAGAUAUAAGUGAAGAGGAAGCUAAAGAAGCAGAAAUGAAAGGUUGUAUAUCUGCUGCUGAUGAUGACCAAGAAGGGAAGCUAAAACAGUAUCGACCAUACAAGGAGUUUGCUGACAGAAGAAAAUAUCAUGUUACUGCAAGAACAUAUUUUUACUUAAGUGAAGCACAGUGUGAAAAAAACAUGGAAACAUUCCUUAAAUGCAUAGAUGCUGUAGCAGGUACUACAAAAGGUACAGGCUUUGCAGCUAUAAAAAUGACAGCUUUGGGCAGACCUCAGUUGCUGCUUCAGUUAUCUGAGGUCAUUGUUAAAACACGAAAAUUUUUCAAGGAAGUUACAGGAACUGAAAAGCAUAUGGCUUUAGCCAAUGUAACCCCUUCAGUAAUUGAACAUAAAUUGGAAGAUUUUAAUAUUAAUACAAAUCGUGACGAAGUUAAGGAAUGGUUGGAACAUAUGGAUUAUGAUCGGAAAGGAUUAAUGAAUUUAUUUUCAUGGAGUGGAUUAGUUGACAUGAACUACCUUAUAUCUGAAUUAUUUAUAGUGCCAAACAUAAAGUCAGGUAGAAUGGAAUCAAUCAUCUCUCCAUUAACUGAAGAAGAAGAAGAAAUGUUCAAAAAUAUGAUGAGACGUUUACAUCACAUUGCAAAGGUAAUUACAAAAAUUAUAAAUUUUAACUAUUUAUAUAUCUACCUUCAGGAAGCAUAUAACAAUCUUGUUCUUGAUAUGGAACUUGCUAAAAGACAGAAUGUUUAUUUUGGUGCAAAACUAGUCAGAGGUGCUUAUAUGGAGCAGGAAAGGUUGAGAGCAAAACAAAUUGGAUAUGAAGAUCCAAUUAAUCCAUCAUAUGAAGUAACAAGUGACAUGUAUCACAAAGCAUUAACUGAGGCCAUGAGACAGAUUAUUAAUGGAGGAGAUCGUAAAGUUGCUGUAAUGGUGGCAUCUCAUAAUGAAGAUACUGUUCGGUUUACUGUUAAUAAAAUGAAAGAACUAGGAAUCAAGCCAGAACAUAAAGUUAUUUGUUUCGGACAGUUAUAUGGAAUGUGUGAUCAAGUCAGCUUUCUGUUAGGACAAGGUGGUUAUUCCGUUUACAAAUAUGUACCAUAUGGACCAGUGGAUGAAGUUUUGCCUUAUUUAUCAAGACGAGCCUUAGAAAAUAAUGGAUUACUGAAAAAAGUGGAUCGUGAAUGUAUAUUAUUAGGUAGAGAACUGAAACGCCGCAUUUUAACUGGACAAUUUCUGUACACGCCAAAAGGAGAUUACACAGUUGUGUGAAUACAAAACUUUUUGAUUCCUAAGUUGUAAGAAAAUAUUGUGAAAGGUAUUUUUGUCUGCUUGAAUUGAAUUUUCCACAAUUCACAGAAUUUUUCCUUUCUUGUAAAUUAGCACAAAACAAAAAUAAUAGUCAUUUUUAAUUACUGAAAAGUAAUUUGUAUAUACCAUUUUGUAACUUUGUAUCAUUUCUCUAUUUUUUUCAAAAAUAAGAAUUAAUACAAAGACUCUCAACGUAUGUGUUGUACAUGUUUGAAGAAUCUCCAGAUUGUUUUUAAAUUAAAAUAUAAUCAUUGUCAAAUAAAUUCAAUUGACAGUUAAUUGUUUUUAGAUUACUUCUUCAUAGCUUU